AUGCAUUUACCAAAUUUAGUUAUUAAAAUAAAUAAAUUCUUCAUUGUUGCUUUGGCUUUGGUUGCCGCCGUCAUGGCUGAUGUCUCCGAAUUAUCGGGUGGUUAUGACUAUCAUGCCCCAGCUCCUUCGGCUCCAGUCAACACCUAUAUUCCCCCCGCAGCUUCUGAGCCCGUCAACACUUAUAUUCCACCUGUAGCUGCUUCGGAGCCUGUCAACACCUACAUUCCUCCCGUAGCCGCCUCUGAGCCAGUCAACACCUAUAUUCCUCCUGUAGCUGCUUCGGAACCUGUCAAUACUUAUAUCCCUCCCGCAGCUGCCUCUGCCCCAGAGCCAACUGUUGAAUUGGCUCAAGAUGGUUAUCGUUACAAGACCCACCGUCAUCGUGUCUACCGUCAACGUUUCUAA
Musca domestica (house fly) is the source of this 405-nucleotide messenger RNA. RefSeq lists its product as uncharacterized. Lineage: Eukaryota; Metazoa; Arthropoda; Insecta; Diptera; Muscidae. The transcript is spliced from 2 exons. The record is from RefSeq and is a predicted model, not a curated record. Bases 1 to 405 code for a protein of 134 amino acids.